This is a messenger RNA of Nothoprocta perdicaria, 240 nucleotides long. RefSeq names its product gallinacin-4-like. Lineage: Eukaryota; Metazoa; Chordata; Aves; Tinamiformes; Tinamidae. The record is from RefSeq and is a predicted model, not a curated record.
AUGUGUUGGUGUCAUCCCUCUGUAGUGACGGGGAUUCCCAGUUUGCCUACCAUGAAAAUCCUUUGCUUUCUCUUUGCCCUCCUCUUCGUGGUAUUUCACGGAGCUGCAGGCUUUAAUCCAACACUAGUAAUUCCUUUGCGAUGUGGAUAUCGUGGGACUUUCUGCUACGCUGGGAAAUGCCCUCAUGGCAAUCCUUACCUGGGAAAGUGCGGUUCUAGGUAUUCUUGCUGUAGAUGGUAA